Messenger RNA from Gastrolobium bilobum, 3437 nucleotides. RefSeq lists its product as uncharacterized. Gene Ontology annotation, molecular function: DNA binding. The record is from RefSeq and is a predicted model, not a curated record. Bases 359 to 3220 code for a protein of 953 amino acids. NCBI's taxonomy places the organism in Eukaryota, Viridiplantae, Streptophyta, Magnoliopsida, Fabales, Fabaceae. The transcript has 9 exons.
UCAAUGCUACCAAUCCCAAUCCUCUUCUCUCGACUCUCAAGUCUCAAGGUCAGAGUCCAAUGUUCACGCCCCAAGCGUUCCAGAAGUCUCCGAUCCUGAAAUUCCUUCGCCCUCCUGCAGAAGAAAGCGCUCGGUCACUGGAUUAGGGAGAUGCAAUACUGGAUGGUAAAAACCCCAACUACUAUCUUGGAGGUCAAGUCUAAGCUUCUAAUAUAGUGCUGAUAAUCAUGUCUUCUUGGUACAAUGAGAAAAGUAAGAAUGAGUGGGAAUAAACUUAAAUUAGGGAAGCAAGGAAGAAAUUUUGGGCUCUGAAAAAAGUUGAUAUUUUCUCUUAGAUAACUUCACCUCCCUUCUGAAAAUGGGAAAAACCCAAAUUGAAAAGUCUAAAACAUCAAAUAGACAGAUCAGUAGCAACACAAAAUGCAAAUUUAAUCAGAUUGGAGAGAAAGCAAAUGAACAUCCUGAAUGGUUACCUGAUGGCUGGAAUGUGGAUUUCAGAACUCGAAAAAGUGGUGCAAAUAUGGGACAUGGGUAUAAGUGUUAUAUUGACCCAAACGGAAACAAGUUCUACUCCAAACCGGAGGUGUUACGAUAUCUUGAAACUAUGAAGGGCAACAGCCCCACUUCCAAGGAGGAGAUAUGCAAUACCAUGCGUUCUCCAAAAAACAACGAUGCGGUUGAGAAGUCCAAAGUGGAGGAUUUGCCACCGGAGUGGAUAGUAGAAGUCAAGAUUAGGAAGGGCAGCAAUGACAAUAGGAAAGAUCUGCUUUAUACAGAUCCAGUGAGUGGAUAUGUAUUCCGUUCCAAGAAAGAUGCACUGCGCUAUCUUGAGUCUGGAGAUAUAAGUACGUGUGCUAUUAAACCAAGUAAAAGACAAAUCCAAGAUGAACCCAAAUCAACUCCAACAUCUGCCAGCAAAAAACAGAAACUAAAGCUGUCUGCAACCAAACGACAACUUUUUGUAGGCAAAGAAAUAUCUGAUGAAAGCACCUUAGAAUUGCCAGAUGCUAACAGCUUGAAAAAGGGACAAGAUGUGAUGGCGUGUUCUGGAGGAAUGGUUUCUUCUGUUCCUACAGGUAAAUCUGUUGUCAAGAUUCAAUCACUAGAGAAUGCAGCUGCAUACCCUCCAAAAAUGAAGAAAACAUCUGAUCCAGAUGAUGUGCAAGAGAAGAAUCUUAUUGUGAAUGUGAUGGAGAAUGCGAGUAAAACAAAUCACAAUAACCGUAGUUCAUCCAAAAACAACGAGCUUAGUCUGGCUCCCCGUUUUUCGCCGAGACUUGCUGGUGCAGUACCUGACCAGUUGACCAACAACAUGACUAAUGAACAGACUCUUCAAGUUCCAAAAAGAAACUUGAGAAAAAGAAAUGUUUUAGAUGCUGAUUUGGCUAAUAAAUCAUUUCAGCAGCACAAAGCUGAUAAUCCUCAUAGUUGUCAUGGUUUGGCUUCUGAAGCUCGUGCUUUGAAGGAAAACAAAUUGCAUGUGGGUGAGACUGGAAAAAGUGGUUUGCAAGAAAUUCAUUCGAACAAAACCAGCGACAAGAAAGAGUAUCGUCGGGCUUCAAAACGACUUGCUGGAUUUGAACCCAAGCUGAUGAAUAACUCCAUCUACAAUGAAAUUGCUCCCGAAUAUAAAAGCAAAAAGUCUAAAGGUGAGGUCAAUGCAAUCUUGCACCAAAGUGAGGGUCGACCAGCUAUGGAGCUUACAGAUCAUGCAUCAAUAAAUGAAGAGUCAUCAAAUAAAAGCGGAAAACCUAAAAUCUCGCCUAUAAACAAUGAUCAACUGAAGAGACUUGAUGAUGAGGAAGUGAAUGAUGAGAAAUCAGAACCUCAGCAAUCCUUAGCAUUCCACUAUUCUUGGUCUGACCCAUGCUUGGAAUAUACAAUUCAGAGCCUCACGGGUGCAUUACCAGUUGAGGAUUCAGUUGGUAAUGGACCCACUGGAGUUCCUGCAAAUGAUAUAAUUUCCAAAACGAAGUUGUUUGAGAAUGUUACAGGAAGCAGCAGUGACAAAAACGCACAUAUAAAUUCAAAGAAAUCCAAGAACAAGAAAGAGCUGAAAAUGCCUAGGCGGCUGUCAAAGCGACUUGCUGGCCAUGAACCUGAGGUACUGCCUCCUGAAACAGCUCUUGAAUAUGCCACGAGAAAAUCAUGCAAAGAUAAAUCAACUGCUACAACGAUUUCAACAAAUCUAGCAUCUGAGCAACUUCAUGCUGGCAAAGAAUCCAAGAUUAUUGUUCAUGCGUCUGACCAGUUGAAAACAGCAUUAUGUAGUGAAUCAUCAAACAAGAGUGAGAAGUCAUUUGAUGCCCAAACUAUUCCCAAUGAACAAUUGCAGAGGCUUGAAGCUGAAAAUAUUGAUGAUGACAGAUCAGAGCCACAGUUACCCUUACAAAUUGGGGAUUCUUGGUCAGAUCCAUGCCUAGAAUUUGCAAUUAAGACUCUUACUGGUGCUUUGCCAGUUGGUGAUGGUGCUGCUGACAUUUUGCCUGUUACGACUCCUGAUGUUAAUGACCCACCAACUAAGGAAUUGCUUGAGAAGAGUAUCAAGGAGGAGCUUAAUACGGUUUGCCAUCCUUCGGAACAACUCCUGGAACAGCCUGAGUUGAGGACCAGCUUCACAUCCUGUGAAAAUGAUCCUAAAUUUGCAACUACACAGUCUUACAGCAAUGAAGGCAAUGCAACAAGGAAUUUGGAUGGAAGAGAAUCCCUACAUAUUGAAGCUGGGAACGUAACACAAUUUGAUAUAAACACACUAUUUGAAGGGCCAUUAUUUGAAAAUGAACAGGUUCUUGAGGGUGUAUCUGUUGCGGAACAAACACAACCCGAAACUGAAACUGCAAACCAUGAUAAUUCUGGACGAGAGUUUUGUGUUUCAUUUAUGGAUUCUUGGUCAGACCCAUGCCUAGAUUUUGCAUUUAAGACUCUUACAGGCACAAUACCAGUACAGGAAGAUAUAGCAAUUCAAGGAUGUUUCCAGGAACAUGCUAGCUGCCAUGCCCAGAGAGAUGGUGGCUCAAUGUUGCCUGAAUUUGGAUCUUCCAGCAUUUCUCAAAGUGAUAUCUCAUUUCCUAAUGAUAUAGGAGAGAAGUCCAAGACAGGGCAGCAGUCAUCAACGAGCUCUUCAUUCCUCCCCCUGGAAAAACCGAGCCUGCAUGGUUUCUCUGGGGUUGAUCCUCAAAAACACUACUCUCAGUGCAAUAAUAAUUUUCAGAGAAGGUGAACUCGCAAAGCUGGCUAGCCCCAGGAUAACUAGUUAUUUUAGUGUUAAUGGCUGACUGUACUUGUUUAGACAGCAAAAUCAAUGUCAUGAUGCAUCCUUUUUUUUUUUUUCCUGGUGACAGUUGAGAAUAACAUGAGAUCGGGCUUGAUGUGUUGUAUUCUCUGCUGAGAACAUCUAGGUAAACAAACCUUGUUAAAAUGUUUAUGAUUUGAUGCCC